Orbicella faveolata is the source of this 442-nucleotide messenger RNA. RefSeq names its product E3 ubiquitin-protein ligase NEDD4-like. Gene Ontology annotation, molecular function: ubiquitin protein ligase activity; protein binding. Gene Ontology annotation, cellular component: cytoplasm. NCBI's taxonomy places the organism in Eukaryota, Metazoa, Cnidaria, Anthozoa, Scleractinia, Merulinidae. The record is from RefSeq and is a predicted model, not a curated record. Gene Ontology annotation, biological process: ubiquitin-dependent protein catabolic process; protein ubiquitination; regulation of dendrite morphogenesis.
GUAUUGUAUUUAUCGUGGUUAUAGAGUCCAUGGAUUUGCCCCCGAGAACCAAUUACGUCGUUCAUGGUCUAAAACCUUCACGAAAUCCAUCAGUAAAAAUUGUGCGGGUAGUCGUUCUUGAAGGUGUUGAAUUGGCCAAGAAGGACAUUUUUGGGCUGAGUGAUCCUUACUGUAAAAUAAAACUGUUUAGGGGAGACAGGGAAUAUGGAGAAAUAGAUGCUGUUUGUACUGAAACUAUAAAAAAGAGUUUGCAUCCAGUCUGGAACCAAGAAUUUCUCUUUCGGGUAAGGACAUUUUUAGGAAAUAGCAAAUGUUCCCUUGGCUUGACUAGUUAAUUGUUGAAUUAAUUUCAAACCAUAAACAAAGACAAACCACAGUCUUCACAGUGAACAUUGGACAAUGAUGUAUUAGCAAUAACAAUUUAUUACUAACCACUACUACU